ACAAGUAAAAGAGAUUUUUAAGGCUGUUCGCAUCAACGUGAAUUCUCAUAUGCAAUUGUCAAUUUAUGUGUGAUCUGUGAAGACAAAAGCAAAAAUAUUUCCCUCCUUCACUUUCGCAAGUAAAAACCAAACCAAUAUCAACAGAGUCGUCAGGGCCAAUUAACAACAAGAGUCUCGUCCGGCAUCUUCGGGUAAACUUAAACUUUGAGAAAUUUUGUAAACUGGAUCCCGUAAUUCUAUAAAAACCGUCGAAAGAACAAAACAAAAAUGAGUGACACGGUGCAAGAGCUGGAGGGCUCCGAGUUGGGCACGAAGGAAUACUGGGAAACUAGUUAUAAAUCCGAGAUACGCAACUACAAAGACCACGGUGAUGUGGGUGAAAUUUGGUUCGACGAAGAUAGCCAGCUGAGAAUCAUCCGAUGGAUCGAAAAGCAGGAAGAAUUGAUAAGCCAAGAUGACGCGAUAAUUGAUUUGGGUUGCGGUAAUGGCAUGCUGCUGGUGGAGCUUGCUCGCGAAAGUUAUAGCAAUCUAACUGGAGUUGAUUACUCACCAAAUGCUAUUGAACUCGCCCGAACCAUUAGUAAGGACCAGGAUCUUUGUAUCACGUAUAAAGUGGCCGAUUUACUCAACCAAACGGAUGUGAAAGCUUUAGGGAACAACUUCAAGGUAGUUCAUGACAAGGGUACUUAUGAUGCUAUCAGCUUGAACCCGGAGGAUCCAAAGUCGAUGCGGGAGAGUUAUAUGCGAAGUGUUGCUCAUCUUUUAAAGGAAGAUGGUUUUUUCAUACUUACCUCGUGCAACUGGACUCAGCCAGAAUUGGUGAAAAGUUUCGAGCGGUAUUUUAAGUUAUAUCAGGUGAUCCCGACACCUUCGUUUCAGUUUGGUGGCAGCGUGGGUAACGUGGUUACUUCAAUUGUUUUUUGUAAAAUAUUUAGAUAAUAAAAUUGUUGUUUCGAGGCUGUGUUAUCAGCUGCCAAACCAAUUCUACAUA
This is a messenger RNA of Wyeomyia smithii (pitcher-plant mosquito), 991 nucleotides long. RefSeq names its product EEF1A lysine methyltransferase 2. The record is from RefSeq and is a predicted model, not a curated record. Gene Ontology annotation, biological process: peptidyl-lysine dimethylation; peptidyl-lysine monomethylation. Bases 268 to 939 code for a protein of 223 amino acids. NCBI's taxonomy places the organism in Eukaryota, Metazoa, Arthropoda, Insecta, Diptera, Culicidae. Gene Ontology annotation, molecular function: protein-lysine N-methyltransferase activity. The transcript is spliced from 2 exons. Gene Ontology annotation, cellular component: cytoplasm.